AUGGGAAUUAUUUAUUUGAAUUGUGGGGGGUGUUCGAGUGGAAACUAUCCAUCUAGCUCUGAUUUAAAUCCUUCUUCACCUGGUGCAUAUGUUAGAGGUCAAAUAUCUCUAUCAUCAGAAUACACAUUUUAUUUGCAUGUUUGUCAUCAGGGAGAACAUGAGAUGAAAUAUUAUGCAUAUGGUGGAGGAGGUCCUGGACAGCAAGGAGGUGGUGGAGCAACCGAUAUUAGAUUAAAACCAGGAAAAUACGAAGAUUUUGAUUCAUUGAAAAGUCGAAUCAUCGUAGCAUCUGGUGGAGGAGGUCCUGAUACCGACCAAAAAGGAGGUCCUGGAGGAGGUUUAUAUGGUCAUAACAGCACAAAUAAUUAUAGAAUGGGAGGGACACAAAAUCAAGGAGGAAAUGGUUUUAUCAAAGGAAAAUUUGGAAUAGGGGGUGGAAAUCCUGACAAAAUUAACGGUACCGGAAAUGGUGCUGGAGGUUCAGGGUACUUUGGAGGCGGUUCUUCUAAUAUUUCUACAGAUUUUGGCGGUGGUGGUGGGAGUAGUUUCAUCAGUGGUUACAAAGGAUGUAUUGCAAUAGCAGAAGAAUCAACUGAAAACAAUAUUUUUCCAAUCCAGAGAGAAGAUGUUUCUAUCCAUUAUUCAAAUCUUAAAUUUGAUUUUGGUGAGAUGAUUGAUGGCAAAAGUCCUAUGCCAUCACCAUCAGGACCCACAGAAAUAGGUCAUCAUGGCAAUGGAUUCAUUCGUAUUACAUUUCUUUAUAAUCUUAAUUUUCGAUGCUCUUUUAAUCUCAUAAAUUAUUUCCUAAUUCCAAAGUCAUUUUUGAUUUACUUAGAUAUUUUUAUUUCUAUUAAAUAA
This is a messenger RNA of Trichomonas vaginalis G3, 858 nucleotides long. RefSeq names its product glycine-rich protein family. The transcript has a single exon. Bases 1 to 858 code for a protein of 285 amino acids. The record is from RefSeq and is a predicted model, not a curated record. NCBI's taxonomy places the organism in Eukaryota, Parabasalia, Trichomonadida, Trichomonadidae.